AGAAUCUGUUAUUUACCAGCGUGAUUCUUCUCCGACGCAGAGCAUGCAGACCAUCAGGAGAUAUUUUAGAGGCAGAUUGUCUGAAUUCAAGAGUUUGAAAGCGACGCAGAGAGCAGCAUUCAGAGCUGUCGCAUGAGAAUGGUUUCUCCCUUCACCUGUUCUUCAAGUGGUUCGCCCCACUAUUCAGCCAGCCUACCCUGAAUGAGUCAUCCUGCUCGUGCCUGAUUGGCCAUUCGGGAUCCAUCCCGAGGGAUUGCCGUGCAGAAAGCUGCCGAGGCCUGACUUCAUUCACAGAAACGUCGGUAUGCCCGUCUGCCUUUCCAUUCACAGGCAGCCUAAAUCAUUUUCACCCGCGCGGCCGCUCAGCAUCCUCUCCGGCUCUCCUCAGCAUCUCUUCUGCAUCUCCGUGACAACACAGAGCCAGGAGCACUUAUAACGCAGUUUUUUUUUGUGUGCUUGUUUUGCUUUUGUCUCAGUGGAGAAGACAAACCCUUGCUCUCUCCCUCUCUCUCUCCCUCUCUCUCUCUCUGUCUUUUUUUUUCAGUUUGCAGGCAGGAAAGCGAGACGCUGGGAGGGACUGCAGUGCGUUCGCCGCAGCAGUACAGGAAGCUUGUGAAUGACUGCUGCUUCCCUGUCACAAGCUCUUCUGGACAUUUCCCAUGAAUGGCUCUUUUUUUCGCUGCCUUAAUGUCAUGGGCUUCAUCCCGUUGGCUGCUUUUUAACGGGGCUCUGAGAUCUGACAUCACUGUUUACGGUUGUUUCCCCGCCGAAUCCGGAUGGCAUUUUAGUGAGACGGAAUCUUGACAUUGCGUGUUUGAGAGAGAUGUUUAAUUAUUCAACAGAGCUCAUUCAGGAGCAAAGCUCGGCUUGUUUUGCCUUCUGUAGGGGGAGAUAUUCGGGCGCUCGUGCGGAUGGAUUUAAGCCGAUGUUUCAUAGUGUCUGAGGAAGAACGAACGUGACGAACAAAGAGAUUUAAAUUUGAGCACGUUUUUAACUCGCCGUUAACAAUGGCGACAUGUAAGCUAGUUGCGAACGAAAGGUGAACGCAGUCAAGUAUUUGUACUUCUAAUGUCCUUUCAGUGAUCUUCAUUUCAGUCUGUUCAGCUGAGCGCCUUUCUUCUGAAUUGAAGUCAACCAAGAUUGUAUGUACUGAGAAUUAGUCAUCACCAUGUACACAGCGACUAGAGUUUCCUUCUUUGUGGCGUACAUGUGUUCCAGGCACAGUACUCCAGUAUGAUCUUUGCAUUGAAUUACGCCGUUGGAUUAUGUUGCUGACUCUUUUUGCAUUAUUUUCAUCGGUUUUGAUUCAGUCGUUUUGACUGAAGAGUUCAACACUGAGCUCUUUAUCGUUGUAUUUAUCUGGACUGAAUCAAAGCAGGAGGCGUUCCUAUGGACAGUGCAAAUUUUGCAAAUUGAUUGGUUCUACCAAGCUGUAAGUGGGAGUUUUUUUUUGUAACAGAAAGUGCUCUGCAGUGUUGAGUGAGUCUUUUGUUGAGAAGCGUCUCUCGUUCUCUCUCUCUCUUUCUCCGAGUGAGUCAUGCAUGUUCAGGGAUCUGCCAGGAUGCGGGGAGAGAGAGAGACAUCUCUUCACUAGAGAUCUGUCUCUCUCUCUGCCAUCUCUGGCCCUCUGUAGAAGAGCGACCUCGCUGCUUUUUUCCUCAUCGUCCUCUGUCUCCAUGGAUUCCGCGUUUUGUGGUUUAUUUUUGGUCCCUGAGUUGCCGCUGUGCGGCGUCGGAUUUUCCUGACGGCCGCUUGCUUCCUUUCUCCAAACCCUCGAGGACGCUUUCUCUGCUCCAGCAUGCAAAAGAAGUGGACGGUCAGCCGGGAGUUGGAUGUGUCCAUUCGUGUGUAGGCUGGCAUACCGAGGGGAAUGCUUCACCGUGCUAAAUACAACCGAUUCCGGAAUGAGUCAGUGACGUCCGUCGAUGAGCUUCUGCACGGUCUCUCCAUGAACGCCAAGGUCUCGGCCGUCCCGCCGUCACCGCCCGUGGGCGACCCUCCAUACGCCCCGCCAGCCGACCCUGACCCCGCCGAAGAGUCUGGCACCUUGUGCACCCUCAUCAACAAAGUCUCCAACCUCAAAUUCACCAACUCUUCUGGACUUCUAGGCAUUAAGGGCCUGCCGUCCGCUGUCAAAGACCUGGCCGUGUCCAAGCUCCAGGGAGGAGCGGCAGCAGGUGCUUCCAGCAGCCCCGCUUCAUCCACCCUCGCUGCGGCCUCCCCGCUGGAACCCGGCUCCACGAGUUCAGGGAAGAAGGGCCGAAUGGAAGAAUCUCAGCCUAGUGGAGAGGGAUGGAGCCUGGGCGGGACGGGGGCCGCGGGCUGUGGAGGGCUGGUGAAUAAGCCGUCUCAUGGAUGGCUACACUCCAGCGAAAAGAUCUCUGGACCUGGAGUGACGUAUGUCGUUAAGUAUCUGGGCUGCAUCGAGGUUCUUCGCUCCAUGAGAUCUCUGGACUUCACCACACGCUCACAGAUCACACGGUACGAACACACUCUCUGUAUUCAUACACAAAAAACGCUAAAAGACCUAAAACAGUCAUGCUGUGCAAUGAAUGGGCUAUAUGCACAAUGUCCGUCUCUCUUUCAGACUCCCUCCAAACUCCUCUCCAGUAUUUUGGGCAAGAGUAACCUGCAGUUCGCUGGCAUGAGCAUCAACCUCAACAUCUCCACCAGCAGUUUAAACCUGAUGACACCCGACUCUAAACAGAUAAUAGCCAAUCAUCACAUGCAGUCCAUAUCCUUUGCCUCCGGUGGAGAUCCGGACACGACUGAUUACGUCGCUUAUGUGGCCAAGGAUCCUGUUAACCGGAGAGCCUGUCAUAUUCUGGAAUGCUCUGACGGUCUGGCUCAGGACGUGAUCAGUACGAUCGGUCAGGCGUUUGACCUGCGCUUUCAGCUCUACCUGCAGUGUCCCUCCAGCAAACCCUCGUCCAUUCACGACAGAGUCAUGAGUACAGACGAGCCGCCCUGGACGGAGGAAGGAGACGAGACCGCAGAUCAUCACUAUUAUAACAGCAUCCCUGGAAAGAUGCCGCCGCCUGGAGGAUUCAUCGACGCCAGGCUGACCAAUCAGUCGCAAGACAGCAGCCAGGGUGCAGGAGUGGAUCAAACUUACUACCAGGGCCGACCCAUGUUCAUCCAGCAAGGGUCAUGUGACAUCUACAGUCUCCCUGAGGUCAAAGCUCAGCCUCCUAAAGCUGGAGAAGUGCCCACGUAUGUGAACACGCAGCAUAUCGACACGCAGGUUUUGGCAGCCCUGCAGGCAGAAACAGAGACCAAUGCAGAUUCGAGCACGACUGGGGCUCCCAAAGACAGCCCGAGGAAAGACCUCUUCGACAUGAAGCCGUUUGAGGACGCUAUCAUGACCCAGACUCCUGCAGCAUCAGAGCUUCAUAAAGCGGCGUCGGUGGAUAAUUCCAGUCCUCUGCUGAUGCGAGCCGCUGCCCUGCGUGCCCACGAGGAGCUGGAGGACCAACGCUGGUACCACGGAGAGAUGAGCCGCCGGCAGGCUGAGAAACUGCUGCUGCACGACGGAGACUUCCUGGUGCGCAAGAGCACCACAAACCCGGGCUCGUACGUCCUGACGGGGAUGCACAACGGCCUCGCCAAACACCUGCUGCUGGUCGACCCUGAGGGCACGGUUCGGACGAAAGAUCACAUAUUCGAGAGCAUAAGCCACCUGAUUGGCCAUCACCGUGACAACAACCUGCCAAUCGUGUCUGCGGGCAGUGAACUGUGUUUGAAGCAGCCGGUGGACAGAAAACAGUGACGAAAACUGGUGCCACUCUUUACCAAAACACACACACACACACACACACGGCUCUGUUGACUUUCCGUCCUGAGACCACUCGACGGAGGGACCAUUUUCAGAUGGACGAUUCGAGAGCGCCGAUUUAUAGGAACUGAUACUCUUAUUUUAUCGCUCGGGUUGAGAAUCUAUAUUUUUGAAGACGCCUGCCUGGUGGAUUUAAGUUCGGAACGAGAGACGAAAACUAGAUAAAAGUAUUUUAGAAUAAAUAAUGAUAAUUUAAAAAAAAGAAAAAAAAAGUUUUAGUUUUGUCUAUCAAGCACAACCGGGAUUUUCAUGUUCGUCGGUAAGCGCUAUAGAAGGAAAGGAAAUAUUUGCUGAUUAAAAAAAAGUACUACCGCUGUUUCUAUAUAUUGACCUAUGUUAGGAGUUUACCGCAGCUAGUGUGGAAAUCAUUCGGUAGCUUCACCGCUUUGAAGGAUGACGAAUGUGUUUGCUUUCACAGAAAACACACACACACACACACACGCUGCACGUUCACACACACAGCUUUAAAAGUACCUACGUUUUUUUUCUAUGACGUUGAAACCUGUGGCACUCGCAUGACUUAAACUCUUACUUGUAUUGUGGUCAUUGUUGGUAGCAUCCAGAGCCCCGGCGAGGAGCUUUUCGUGUGCUGACAAUGUUAAAUAUUUCUGCUUUUAUUUUUUUUUUCCUCUCCCCAGUAUUUCCUUGAGUUUAGCUCUUCUUUACACGUGUCAGAAGGUGUGUAGUUUGCUCGCUUCGGGGCUUUACUUUAUACCUUGGAUGUUUUCUAUCAGUUCUGAUCGACAGACGGAGACGCUGCUCUUCUUCUUUUCCAUUAAACGGUGAAUAGCACAAUCCACGCUUCGCUCUCUGCUGCGUUUCUCUGGAUCCACUGGAAUAUUGCUGGAUUUGUCACAGUUUUAGACAUGUGCUUUAAUGAUUCAAGUCACUUUUAUUGCACCGUAAAUACACUCUCUUGUUUUGUGGCGUUUUGUUUGAAUCUACAUUUCAGAUCAAUGAAAUUUGCAUUCGAGUCGUAAACGGCGAGAUUAGAUUAAUUUUGGUCUUAUAUUGCUGUCUUGCAUAAGGGUGAAUCUCAUCAUGAUGUCAGGAAAUUGACUUCAAAAUCCCAAACUAAAAAUGUUCAACAGGAUUAACGUUAGCCCUCCUGUGAAAUUUGAAUUGGUUUUUAAAUAUCUCACAAGUGAUUUUUAAUGGAUUUUUCGAUGUGUUUCAUAGUAAUUAUACAUUUCUUCUGGAAAACGUUUUUAUUUCUUUCUGUUUGGUGGGAAUUAAGAAUGAUUUGUAACACUUGGUUGCUCAUAAGGCUAUCAUGAAACCGUUAUAAUCAGGACAUGACACAUGGCAUGAUUUUAUUACAUUAUUAAGUGUCAUUUGCUCAGUUAUGAUGUUUUUAAAUCCAAAGAUGACAUUGAUUUGUUAUGACAACUUGACACAAACAAAUACAUCAAAACUUGAUAUUA
Messenger RNA from Danio rerio (zebrafish), 5259 nucleotides. NCBI's taxonomy places the organism in Eukaryota, Metazoa, Chordata, Actinopteri, Cypriniformes, Danionidae. The record is from RefSeq and is a predicted model, not a curated record.